UCACAAAUGUUUUGAUUUGCAUGGUUUGGACUUUGUAGUGACAGAUUGGUCGGUGAACGGCGUGACAAAUAACAUGCCAGAUGUUCUGCCGCCGGUGCACUCUAGCGAAGACUGGCAAGCGGCGUUUGGAUUUCCAGCUGUACAACAGCAAUCUGAAGAAAUGUGUGGACGCGACGACGACCUUGGCUUCGAUCCUUUCCACGAAACACAGAAGGCGUUGGCUGAAAUGAUUGAAAAAGAAGAACAAACCCAUCAUCGCAUGUAUCAGCAGAAGCUGCUUACAACAAUGCAACACAAUCAAAGGAUCACAAACUGUUCGAAGCUGCUGGACGGACUUCGGGUGGCACCCCGCACUCGCCUCCCCCCUCCCGGCUUCACAUCCACUCCCAAUCACAUGAAUGCCUUCGGUCUGGGCAUUCCAAGAACAGGAACUAAGGUUUUACCUUUCAUGCAGCCUACUAUUUCAUUUCCACAACAUUCUGCUCCGCCAGCUUGGGAUUGGUCAGCGCUGGACCCAGCUAUAGUAUCGACAGGUCAACACUGCGAAAUGUACACCAGUCCACCGCCACCCGGUUUCGCUAUUCGACAGACUUUAGACAAUUUAUAACAACUAUGGGAAGUUUGAGGAUCGGCAAGCCUGAUGUCAUGAUCAUUAUAAUUAUUAUAAUCUGGUACUCUACUGGUAAUCUUGAGAUUCACAAUAAAAUAUAGAUAAUUUAUUUCUCUUAUGGAUAGGCAUUUCAAUAUUUUGAUCGUAAAAUAUCUCUGAUUAUUAUUAUAUGUGAAAAUUAAAUAUACAGUUUAUUCUCUCCAAUUUUGUUUUUGUGUAUACUAUCUUAUUUAAGAUGAUGAUUAUGAUAUUAAUAACAAAUCUUGAAUUAUAAUAUUCACAUACUUUUAUCACGAUAUUAUCUCUUAAAUCUACUUAAAAACGACUGAAAUUCGUGAAAAUUCAGAUUAUCAGACUAGUUAGUGUUGAAAUUUGGUCUCACCUACAAUACUAAAGAAAUUCGUUCAAUUCUCUUCCUAUAAAAGAUGCUAGUUAACUUUUCUCUUUUAAAAAUGGAGAAUAGACUGGGCUUUAAGUUUAUUUUUUGUUGAAUGUUUAAAAUUGUUUAAUUUUUGUUGUAGGAAAAAAUAAUAUAAUAUAAACAUGUUCUAACUCAAAUGUCAAGAUAGAUUCUUUGACCCCGUGUUAAUCAGAUAUAGUAGUUGUUUCUGUUCUAAAUUGUUUAUUUCCUCAUAUAAUCUUGAAGCUGAAAAAUAAAUUUUACGGUAAGUGCUUUCAAUCCUUGUAGAUUUGUUGAUAAAAAUUACACGUGGAAUUUAUAAUCAAAGCAUUCUUUUUAAAUUCCUUCUACUUAUAGUAUUCAUUUUUUGUGCAAUAAAAUUUUAAAUCUUAACAACUCGUGAAUUUGUAGCAUAAAUUUAUUAAUAGUUUUUCAGUGCAGAAAUUAGAUUGAUACUUUUUCUUGAGUACAUCAACUAUUUACCUACUCUCUAACUUGACAAUAUUUUAGAAAAAUCAGUAAUAAUUCUACAUUUUACGUGAACUAAUUUUAAUUUUUUAAAUCUUAUUUACACUAGUCUCUUGCGAAUUGGGUUACUAUUUUUCUCGUUUAUGCUGCUGCACCCGAAAACUAACAUGGUGAAUUGAAUGUGUGAUUGUCUUUGUAUCGUAUUCUUGUCAGUACUCUUGAUUAAACAAAAUAUCAAUCAAGACAUUUUUCCUAAAAUGAAUUUUAUCAAUUAAUACCUACAUUACACAGCAUAAUUUGCUAUAUUAUGACUUGUAUUUGAAUCUAUAAAUAAUGUUCCACAUUCAACAAGAUGAAUGAAUAUGAAUUUUUGUUAUAUGUGAAAUUAAUUUAUAUAAUACUUAUUUCUCUUAAUUGGGGCUUCAUUGUACACAGUUGACUGAAAAAUUAAUUUAAUUGAAUUUAAAAUAAUUCAAGGACUCCCCACCAAUUAAAGCCUUACGGAAAUUAUUAAUUUUUAUUGUAGUCAGUAAUUUUGUAUCUGUCAAAUUUAUCAGUUCGGAAUUCAUCUCAAAUUGAAAGAUCUUUCUUCAAUAUCCACCCUCAAACAAUCUCAUAAUCACGUUGGGAUCGUCUUUGCUCAAGGUCCUAAAACGAGUCAGGCCAGAGCUCUAGAGUCAUGUUGGCUGUUUUUGUAAUAGUUAUAGUCCAACUUCAAAUCUCCAACACCAAUAUUUCUUGCAAGAAUUUCCGAUUGGAGGUUAUUUAAUAUCUAUUGUCUAUUGAACAGAAGGAUAAAAUAAUUCACUUAUCAAAAUAAAAUUAUUGUUCACCUUGUACGAAAAGAAUAUACAAACUAUUAAAUCUUCGCUUAUGAGCAAAACUUGACAUUAAUCCUGAAAAUAAGUAUUUAUAUUUCUCCUAUUCUUGAAUUGUCUUGAAUAAGACUAAUCACCAUUGUGGUUCCAUUAUACAUUACAUUAAACCAACUUACUAUGUAUUUGUGAUGAUGCUAUUAUAAACAUGGAAAUAUACUUUAUUAGGUGGAGUUAGGUCAAGAGUCCACUCUACCACUCAACCUUGAAAUAAUGUUUAUCUUCAAAACUGGAUUAUUGCAAUGGUAUAUGUGUAUAAAUGGAUUAUCUAAUUCAAGAUUGAAUUUGACCUGGCUUGUUUCAAUACUAGAUUUUUUAAAAUAGAAUUUCAUGGAUCAACAUAGUUAUCCAUUGACUUGAUAUUUCAAAAAUCAUUAAUUUUUCAUUCAACUGGUCACAGUGUAUACCUUUCCUUGAUAUUAUUUUAUUUUUAAUCGACAAAUAUUAAUAAUAUAGACGUUUUAUACAUUUAUUCAAGCAAGCAGCUUGGCUUGACAUCUUUCUCACCUGUUCAAGAUUAAUAAUUACAUGUUCUUUCUAUUCUGGUGUAGGGAUGUUCUUUUCUGUAUUUUCUAACAAUAAUUUAUUAUUUGGUGAAAAUGUUUCAUAACGAUAUCUCACAAAUGCUGUAUCCUAUUGUACAGUGUUGGUGUGAAGUUGUCGAACUUAUAUUCUAACUUUGAUAUCAUUUGAAUUGUGAUAUAUUUGUUAUUAUUUUUAAUUUUUGUUCAUUAUAUGAGGCUGCCUAUCCUCAGUAAUUAUGCAAACUUCUCUGUUGACAUAUUGUAAGAUGGAGUGAAACCGACAGUAUAUUAUAAUAUGCGGCAAUGUUGAAAAAUAAAUAAAAUGAUCGAUUAUGCGCUAUAUAACAAUGAAAAAA
Messenger RNA from Nilaparvata lugens (brown planthopper), 3233 nucleotides. RefSeq names its product CCR4-NOT transcription complex subunit 4-like. NCBI's taxonomy places the organism in Eukaryota, Metazoa, Arthropoda, Insecta, Hemiptera, Delphacidae. The annotation marks the transcript as partial. The record is from RefSeq and is a predicted model, not a curated record. The transcript is spliced from 6 exons.